GUACCAGUGUCCGCCAGGAGAAAGCAAGGAGGAACCGGGCUGCAGUCUCGUGACCUCCGCGGGAAAGCCUGUUUGUUGUGCAUUGAAGGCUGACAACAGGUGCGAGUGACCAGCGCCCCCUGCAGCACACCGCCCUCACACCUCGCUCGUCGCAACACAACGGUGACGACGGAGACGCCGACGUGGGUGCCUCCUUCUCUCAGUCAUCGCGCAGACGUGAAAGUAGAAGGAUCUUGUGUCUGCUCUUUAUUGCACCUCGUGGGACACACACACACACCGCCACAAUGCGACUCAGCUUGUUCCUGUCCUCCCUGCUGGUGACAGCAGUAUCGGCAGGUGUUACCCGAAACCCCACCACCACCACCACCACCACCACCACCCCAACCACCGACACCAUCACCACUGCCACUGCAACCAACACCACCGCGGCAGCAACGGAGGAGGUGAAGAAGAGGGAGGAGGAGGCGGCUGAGAAGGAAGAGGAGGAGGAGGAGAGGCGUGUGGGGGUGAAUGGGUGGCUGGCUGCCCCCACCCAGUCCCCCUCCACCAGUACUCAGGCCCCGCCCAAGCAAGACAAGCCCGGCAUCUGUGAGUCUCCCAAGGGCUUCGGCAUCAAGUGCAUGACGCGCAUGGACCAGUGCCAGGACGACCACACCUGCCCCGGGGGCACCAAGUGCUGCCUGGUGGGGGAGUGCGGCCUCCUCUGCGUCAAGCCCAAGCCAACCUCUACUGACACUGCCAAGGUGGUCACGAAGGAGGGGACGAAGAAGAACAAGAAGGAAGGAGCUAAAGAAGGGAACAAGCAGGAAGCAAAGCAAGAGGAGGAGGAGGAGGCUGUAGUCAAGGUUAAGGAAAAUGGGGAGAGCAAGCAACAAGAGACGAAAGAGAAGGAGAAGCAAGGAACGGAGGAGGAAGUAGCUGCAGAGGAUCAAGGAAGUGAGGACCAAGCCACCCCUAAAACACCAACACAGAGAACGGUAUCAGAGAAGGAAGAAAACGCAACCUCUGCAACGCCAACUGAAGACAGCGCAUAAGACACUAUUUAGAGGCGUGUGGAGAAGGUGCGUGAGGGACAGAGCCAUUUUUUUUUCUUUUGCUGGGAAAGACAGACUGCACACCGCAGAAAGAACAAGAAACAAGUGCAGGGGAAUGUGUAGCCUGCCUUCCCUUGUGCAAACUAGAAAAAAAUGGCUUUAUCCCUCCUUCUUCUAUCUUCUUUUUCUUCCUCUUCCAUCUUCUCGGGCGCCUCACUUUUCCCCUCUCUGUCGCGUUCGCCAUUCUCGUUCUUCGCCAAGGUUGUUCGAUUCGCUUCUGUUGACUGGAAGCGUUGAAGCUCUCACUCCGUCUCCGUGAAGGUGUAUGAUAUUAUGUACGAUGUCUAUAAUGCUUUAAUUUUUUACAUAUUUUUUUUGCUUCUACUUUUGUUGUUAAUAUUAUUCAGGCCUUAUUUCUCCUGGCCACGCUGUCCUGUGCAGUGUAUCGUCUAUUUUCCGUUGUUUGGUCGUUAGUUUCUGUGUGUGUUUACCGCCUUCACGCCUGUCUUGACUUGGUGGUCAGUAGAUCGAGUGUGUGUGUGUGUGUGUGUGUUGUAGUUUUGUUGUUAGUGUUGUUGACAGUGUAUGUGCGUUUUGUAUGGCUGACGCUGCCCUCAAUAAAGCCUUCAGGAUUUUA
Eriocheir sinensis (Chinese mitten crab) is the source of this 1671-nucleotide messenger RNA. RefSeq lists its product as uncharacterized. Gene Ontology annotation, cellular component: extracellular region. The transcript is spliced from 6 exons. The coding region runs from base 285 to 1034 and encodes 249 amino acids. NCBI's taxonomy places the organism in Eukaryota, Metazoa, Arthropoda, Malacostraca, Decapoda, Varunidae. Gene Ontology annotation, molecular function: peptidase inhibitor activity. The record is from RefSeq and is a predicted model, not a curated record.